AUGCUGCUCCUCCUGCACCUGCUGCCUGCCGUGCUGCCUGCCAGUGCCCUGGGCAGCUGCACCGGGGCUGGUGCUGACCGGCAGCUUGUCCUGGCCAAGGUGCGGGCACGGGUGCUGGAGCAUCUGAGCCCCCCAGCCGUGCAGGAGCCCCAAAAGGACAUGAGGAGGGUGCAUCGUAGAGAUGUCCUUGAAGAGGUGGAGGUGCUACCCGAAGAGCAGGAAGACACAUCCCAGGUGAUUCUCUUCCCUUCCACAGAUGUGCCGUGCGAGCCCACACAGCCAGAUAAGCUGCUGGAGGAAGAAGGCAUCUUCACUUACCUCUUCCAGCCCUCAGAGCACGUCCUGAGCCGCACGCUGACAUCCGCCCAGCUCUGGUUCUACAGCGGCCCCUCAGCUGCUUCCAACCACUCGGCUCCUGCUGUGUUGACCCUCUCACUGCAGGGCAGGGUGCCGGUGAUGGCCACAGCAUCGCAGACACCAGAGCACUGGACGGUGUUUGACUUUGGCCCUGACGCGCUGCCCCAGCUGGCACAGCCACUCUUCGUGCUCCUGGUGCGCUGCCCCAGCUGCCCCUGCCUGGCCGACGGGGACAAGAUGCCCUUCCUGGUGGCCACCACCCGUGCCAAGGCAGCUGGACGGGCUCGCCGCUCCGCUGUGCCUUGGUCACCGGCUGCACUCAGCCUGCUGCAGCGCCCAUCAGAGGAUGUGGCUGCCCACACCAACUGCCGCCGGGCAUCCCUCAACAUCUCCUUCGAGGAGCUGGGCUGGGACAAUUGGAUUGUGCACCCCAGCAGCUUCGUUUUCCACUACUGCCACGGGAGCUGUGCCGAAGGCCAUGGGCUGAGCCACCGGCUGGGUGUGCAGCUGUGCUGCGCCGCUCUGCCUGGCACCAUGCGCUCGCUGCGCGUCCGCACCACCUCUGAUGGUGGCUACUCCUUCAAGUACGAGACAGUGCCCAACAUCCUGGCACAAGACUGCACCUGUGUCUAG
Messenger RNA from Centrocercus urophasianus (Greater sage-grouse), 990 nucleotides. RefSeq names its product inhibin subunit alpha (gene INHA). Gene Ontology annotation, molecular function: cytokine activity; growth factor activity. The record is from RefSeq and is a predicted model, not a curated record. NCBI's taxonomy places the organism in Eukaryota, Metazoa, Chordata, Aves, Galliformes, Phasianidae. Gene Ontology annotation, cellular component: extracellular region. Gene Ontology annotation, biological process: SMAD protein signal transduction. The coding region runs from base 1 to 990 and encodes 329 amino acids. The transcript is spliced from 2 exons.